Molecule: messenger RNA, 708 nt
Organism: Salarias fasciatus (jewelled blenny)
Lineage: Eukaryota; Metazoa; Chordata; Actinopteri; Blenniiformes; Blenniidae
Gene: nrn1lb
Product: neuritin 1-like b
Exons: 3
Coding region: 202-708 (168 amino acids)
Biological process (GO): nervous system development; neuron projection extension
Cellular component (GO): plasma membrane
Source: RefSeq, a predicted model, not a curated record
CCUGUCACUGUUAAUCCAGCUGGGCUGUGCUGUGCCUCUGCUGUGCUUUAGUAAAUUUGUGCAGUCUGAUGAAUUCCCGGCGGACGGGAGAAAACACCACACUUUGAAGCAGAAACUUCCCACUCACUGGAUUUACACCCAGCGGGAGCCUCAGAUCACAGAGGAGACACUCAGCUUCACGGGACUCUGCUGAGCCCAACCAUGAGGUCUGGUCCAGGCACUGUGACCGUGCUGCUGCCCGCCGCUGUCUGCUUAAGCUUGUUUCCGUUGUGUUUCGGGGCUGCGAUUCCUGUUUCAUGUGGCUCAAUCUACAAGAGCUUUGCUCAGUGUUUACUCACACUCGGGGACAGUUUGGUAGAAACACAAAAAGACCAGAAUACGCAGGACAUUGAUGCAAUCUGCAGGUCCUGGAAUGCGUUCCACGUCUGUGCCAACUCGGCUCUGGCCGGCUGUCCCGGGGAAGCAGCAGCUGUCUGGGAGUCUUUGCGACAAGAGUCCAGGAAGGCGCAGUUCUCUGGAAAUCUCUACGACAUGUGUGCCAGUCGCACCACGCUCCCCCCCAGCACCGUGCCUGUUCCUCCCAGUCCUCCCACCUCAGACCAAACCAACCAGGAGACUCUGAAAGGCCGAACACACAAGGAAAGGCCCACCUUUGCCACAGUGCUGCUUCCUGUGUUCAGCCUGCUGCUGGUGCUGCUCAGGAGUUAG